ACAUUGAAGUUGAAGAGUUGAAGGUGACGGAAUGUGACUAAAUUAUUAAAAUCAAAAUUAAAUUUUUCAUACAUGGUAGAUGGAGAAAUAGAAAUUGUUUUAUAAAUAAGAGUUAGGUUGUACUAAAAAGUAUUUUAGUUUAGUAAUGUGUGGAGUGCUAACUAAACUAAUAGGAAGUAGAUUUUUUUAUAAUAAACUACCUUCUCUUUUAAAAGUUACAGCAUCAGUAUCAUAUCGAAGUAUUAACAUUUCCACUACAAUGUUCAAGUCCGCAGUAUUUGAUUUAAAACAUGCAGAAAAAGAACAAGUUAAGGAAUUCCUUAAUUCCUUCGACACUGUUCUUAGUGAUUGUGAUGGUGUCUUAUGGAUCGACAAUAACGCUAUUCCUGGAUCUGCAGAUACCAUGAAUUACUUUCGUAAGAUUGGUAAACGAGUAUUUUUCGUAACCAAUAAUUCUACAAAGAUUCGUAGCGACUUUGCACUUAAAGCCCAACAAUUGGGUUUUAUUGCAGAUGAGAAUGAAAUUCUGUCCACAUCUUACUUGGUUGCGCACUAUCUCAAAAGUAUUGGGUUUAAGAAGAAAGUUUACUUGAUUGGAUCAAAUGGGAUUGGAGACGAGUUGAAUGCUGUGGGCAUAAAACAUGUUGGAGUUGGACCAGACCAUGUUAAACCUGAUUUCAAGUCACUGAAACCAACUGAUUUAGAUUCAGAAGUUGGUGCUGUUGUGGUGGGAUUUGAUGAACAUGUCAGCUACCCAAAGUUCAUGAAGGCCGCCUCAUACCUAGCUUCUGAAGAUUGCUUGUUUGUGGCCACAAAUACUGAUGAACGGUUCCCCAAAUCCAGUUCAAUAGUUGUUCCUGGAUCGGGAACCUUGGUGAGAGCAGUCGAAACUUGUUCGGAGAGGAAAGCAUUGGUGCUUGGGAAACCGCAUGAAUAUAUUAGGAAAUAUCUGGAAUCCUGUGGUUUGAAUCCGGCGAGGACUUUGAUGAUUGGGGACAGAUGUAAUACAGAUAUUGAAUUUGGUGUUCGUUGUGGGUUUCAAACGCUCCUCGUGUUAACUGGUGUAACAUCAACAAGGGAUUUGGAGAAGAUUCGUAAAGAGCAAAUAGCACCAUUGCCCGAUGUUGUCCUACCAAAACUUGGAGAUUUAUUAGAAAUAGUCAAGUCCUAGUACAAAUUCAAUUAUUUAAAGAGAUUUUAGAUCAUUGUACAUUUUCAAACAGUAUAUAUACUUUAGAAUUAAAUAGAGCAAUUACCAUUGAAUU
Molecule: messenger RNA, 1265 nt
Organism: Papilio machaon (common yellow swallowtail)
Lineage: Eukaryota; Metazoa; Arthropoda; Insecta; Lepidoptera; Papilionidae
Product: glycerol-3-phosphate phosphatase
Exons: 5
Coding region: 146-1171 (341 amino acids)
Cellular component (GO): cytoplasm
Molecular function (GO): phosphatase activity
Source: RefSeq, a predicted model, not a curated record